GAGGUUUUGCUUCGGCACCGACGACGCAUCGUCAUCGCACACGACGCGAGAAGACAGGGGAAGAAGAAAUGGCAUCUUUGUCCCGGACCGCCGCCGCCGUCGCCGUAGCCGUGAGGUCGGCGGCCCGCUCCGCACCCGUUACCGGCCGCGUCCUCGGCGCGCCACUGCCUCCCCUUGCCUCGCCUUCCGCUGCCCGGUCCGCCCGGAUCCUCCGCAGUUCGGCGGCCGCGUUGUCGGCGGGGCUGGAGACGCUCCUGCCGCUGCACAGCGCGGUGGCGGCCGCGCGGCUUAGGUCCUGCAUCGCCGUUGACUCCUCCUGCUGGUGUUCGCUCUCACAAGGAUAUGCUUUGCCUUUGUGACAGCGAGCUGCGCCUGAAGAAACCAAUGGACAUUAGGAAUUACAAACAAGGGCUGUAAUAAUGUGAUUCUUGUAAACUAAUUUUUCCUUUGAUGUUUAUUGAAUUUUGUGACCUGAAUCAUCCAAAGAUGUGCUACUAGCAUUCGUUGAUGUUUGAAUUUUAUUUAUGUGGAUCCACGACUUACCUGCA
Molecule: messenger RNA, 548 nt
Organism: Sorghum bicolor (sorghum)
Lineage: Eukaryota; Viridiplantae; Streptophyta; Magnoliopsida; Poales; Poaceae
Exons: 3
Coding region: 69-359 (96 amino acids)
Source: RefSeq, a predicted model, not a curated record